AAGAGAGUGAGAAAGAAAGGAAGACAGAGAGAGAGAGGGAGGGAGAGAUAACAGGAGAGCAAAGUGGAGAGAGAGAAGGAGGAGCAACUGAGAGAAGAGAAAAGACAGAGAGGCAGAGAGCUCCAGUCACUUCAGUGAGAGGUGUUAAGACAGAGAGAAAGAGGAGUGAAGCAGACGAAAGGAAUCAGGGAGAGAGAGAGAGAGAAAAAAAGAGAGAAAGUAAAGAGAAGAAAAAGAUAUAAAGAGCAAAGUAAAAGUUGUUUCUUGGCUGGGAAUCCAUCCAGCAGACUGCAGAGACUUCAGUUUGUGCCCAAGUGAAUGAACAAAACCAGUGUGACUGGGAGUGUACUGGGAGGACAGACUGGUUUUCUACCCACAGUGAGCAGACUGCCAAACACCAUGGCUGACAACGUGAAUGAGGAGUCAGAUUAUACCCCGGGGAAAGAUGAGAUGGACUGGGGCUAUGAAGAAGAGUGGGGACUCCAUUUCCCAGCAGCCAACGGCGAGUACCAGUCUCCAAUUAACUUAAACUCCAGGGAGGCCCAGUACGACCCGUCCCUCCUAGACGUCGGCUUAUCACCAAACUACGUGGUGUGUCGAGACUGUGAGGUCAUCAAUGAUGGACACACUGUCCGCAUCAUUCUCAAGUCCAAGUCAGUGGUUACAGGGGGUCCACUGCCCAGUGAUCACGAGUAUGAGCUUCAUGAGGUUCGAUUCCAUUGGGGCAAAGAGAACCAGAGAGGAUCAGAGCACACUGUCAACUUCAAGGCUUUCCCCAUGGAGCUCCAUCUGAUUCACUGGAACAGCACUCUGUUUAACACUUUGGAGGAUGCUCUGGGGAAGAAGAAUGGAGUCCUCAUCAUAGCUCUUUUUGUGCAGAUUGGUAAGGAACAUCUGGGUCUGAAGGCCAUCACUGAAGUUCUGCAGGACCUGCAGUACAAGGGGAAGAGCAAAAUAAUCCCAUGCUUCAACCCCAACACUCUGUUACCUGACCCAUUACUGAGAGACUAUUGGGUGUAUGAAGGAUCUCUAACAACCCCACCUUGCAGCGAAAAUGUCACCUGGAUCCUCUACCGUUACCCUCUCACCAUCUCACAAUUGCAGAUUGAGGAGUUUCGGAGGCUGCGGUCCCACGUUAAAGGGGCUGAGCUGCCAGAGGGGAAUGAUGGGAUGUUGGGGGACAACUUCCGUCCCACCCAGCCACUCAGUGACCGGACGGUUCGUGCUGCCUUCCAGUGACUCUCAGUCACCAUUUCCAACCUCCAAACAAUGGCACCUACAGAUACAAGUAUAAAAGGAGAGAAGAAAGACGAGGUGUGAAGAGAGGGACAGGAGGAGAGAGGGAGAGUUGAUGUGGUUGUAGAUCAGCAGCAGACUGAAGGUGGACAAACAAACUGUUGCUAGUACACCUUCAGUAUGUGCUCCUGUUUGUUUGUAUGUGUGUCUGUGUGUAUAGGUGUGGUGUUCACUUUCAGCACACACCCCCGCCUUUCUGUGUGUGUCUUUAUUCUUACUGUAUGUGUGUGUGUGAGUGUAACACCUUCCCUAUAUUACCAUGUUAAUCUGCUGUGUGUGUGUGUUUCUGUGUGUCCUGAUCAGAUGAUAGGAGGCUUUAUAACCAGACUGUCUGUACUGUCAAAACAAGAGCAAACAUGAACCACAGAUGAACCUCCACACACACACACACACACACACACACACACACACACACACACACACACACACACACACACACACACACACACACACACACAAAGACAGUGUGACAGAGCAUGACAGAGACACUGAGACACAGCCAUACAGCUUCCACACAUGUGCUGUAUACACCAGCUGUUAUCAUGUGUUACAGGCUGUCACAGUUUACAAACUGAUCUAACUGAAUAUUUCAUUUUGAGUCAGAUAAAUGGACAUGAAAGGGAAACAUUACAUUAUAAAGCCUUAUAUAUAUAAGUAUAUAAGGGAAUAUUAGUAUGAACCAGUGAGUAGCAGGUUGGCUUCACACUGACAGAUGGAAGUGAUUGUCAUCCACUGAAGUGCUUUGUGUGGUAUAUUUUCCUUUUAAUGAGUAUGUUAAGAUUAGUUAGGUGAUAUUCUGGUGAUGAAGUGGAUGAUAGUGAGAAUAGCACUAAGUCAGUAGGUAUGGUUGAAACAUACCACAUCUACUCAACAGAUUAAGUUUAAGCCAAACUGACAUGACAUGAAGUCUGGGCGGAGAAGCGUCCUCCUGCUGUGUCUGUGUGUCUGGUGUCUUUGAAGAAUGUGAAAAAAAAAGUCAACACACUUUAAUAUUUUUCAAACUAGAAAUGUCCCCAAUUCUUUAGCUGUUAUAAAGCAUCUUACAGCAGCAAGUGUUUGCUUCAUAUCAUACAGACUGUAAUUACCAGCAGAUAAUCCAUUCACAUCAGCCUCCUGGUUGUAAGUCAGAGGAGGGGGAUAGUAAUUUCUGACAGUAAACUCCCACUUAAUGAAAAGAAGCACAGAAAACAAACCUGGGGAAAAUGAAGAAAAAAAGAACAAAUCAGAUCAAAUCAGCUCAUUAAACAGGAGCUGGUUCCUGGUUUCAUUAGUUAAGAUAAGAACUGCUACAAGUGUCUAACAUGAUGAAAACAACUGAUUUAGGCUUCAUUUCUGUGGUUUGAAUAAUGAGUGAAUUUGCCCAAGUUUAAACUGACAGUGACAUGUUGUAAAUGUUACAUGAACUCAGCUCAGUGUCCCACUGAACAGUUCAGUUUCAUUGUUUCUCAUCAUGGUGGGAUCAAGGUUCAAGCACAUGGAGGUGAUUCUCUGAUAUGAUUCCAUGUGUUGGUGAGAUGUUCCUCAUUGUCAUUGUUGACAGUCAAAUACAGCCUUUCCCGGAAACGUCUGACAUUUCAUUUCUUGUGUUUAUUCAGCAAACAACAUUCAAACUGGGUUAGACGAGCUUAAACUUAAACAUCAUGUUGAAUAUAAACCUUCAUAUUCAUGGAAGCUUUGUUCUUUUGGACUCCAGCUCCCUCCAUCAGAUCUCCUGCUAAAGUGUUGAUUAAAAUCAGGUGAGGUUCACCAUGUUGGGUUGAAAAUCUCCACAUGUAAAUGUGAAUAUUUCCACCAAAUGUUGCCUGUUAGCAGCUUUUAUACAGAACUGUCAGUGAAACCUACUCUCAUCACUCCCUUCAUAUGGUGUUGUUGUUUCUUUUUGGGUGGGGGAGGGGUUAGAGGCCCUGUCAUGGUGUGUAUGUGUGUGUGUGUGUGUGUGUGUGUGUGUGUGUUUGGUCUCUUUAAGGUACUGUGUCUGACAAACUGAGCUGAAACAAACAGUGAGAUGAUGACUGUUAACGUAAAGCACCAAUAAACUACAACACUGACUAACACACUGAA
Lates calcarifer (barramundi perch) is the source of this 3357-nucleotide messenger RNA. RefSeq names its product carbonic anhydrase VIII (gene ca8). The record is from RefSeq and is a predicted model, not a curated record. Gene Ontology annotation, molecular function: zinc ion binding; carbonate dehydratase activity. NCBI's taxonomy places the organism in Eukaryota, Metazoa, Chordata, Actinopteri, Centropomidae. The coding region runs from base 319 to 1239 and encodes 306 amino acids. The transcript is spliced from 9 exons.